Messenger RNA from Polyodon spathula (Mississippi paddlefish), 3595 nucleotides. Its product is annotated as protein phosphatase 1 regulatory inhibitor subunit 16B-like. Lineage: Eukaryota; Metazoa; Chordata; Actinopteri; Acipenseriformes; Polyodontidae. Gene Ontology annotation, biological process: establishment of endothelial barrier; regulation of sprouting angiogenesis. The transcript is spliced from 10 exons. The coding region runs from base 1 to 1845 and encodes 614 amino acids. Gene Ontology annotation, molecular function: protein binding; phosphatase regulator activity; enzyme inhibitor activity. Gene Ontology annotation, cellular component: cytoplasm. The record is from RefSeq and is a predicted model, not a curated record.
AUGGAUACAUCAGUUAACUGGACUGUGAUUCACCUGCUGAACAAGCGUAUGCUAGCAGCCCUUAGCACAGAAGUCACAUGGGGGCCCGUGAACGAUGCUGAAGUAUCCGAUGGAUCCUCUGCUUCCUCUCUUGCAGUACGUUACUUACUGAGGAACAGCGUGGAUCCCAAUCUCUGCAAUGAUGACGGCUUGACUGCACUGCAUCAGUGCUGCAUAGAUAACUACGAAGAGAUCGCGAAGAUCCUCCUGAACCGCGGGGCCAACGUCAACGCGCGGGACAAUGAGCUGUGGACCCCCCUCCACGCUGCUGCCACCUGCGGCCACGCCAGCCUGGUCAAGGUCCUCAUCCAGCAGGGCGCUGACCUGUUGGCGGUGAACUCGGAUGGCAACAUGCCCUACGACCUGUGUGAGGAUGACCCCACCCUUGACAUCAUCGAGAUGGCCAUGACCAAUCGAGGGAUCACUCAGGAAAUGAUCAACGAGGUGCGUGUGGCAGUGGAGAAGCGCAUGAUCUCAGACAUCCAGGAGCUGCUGCAGAGCCACCAGGACCUGAACAAGACAGACAAGCAGGGGGCAACACUGCUCCACAUCGCUGCAGCGAAUGAGCGUCCUGUCCUAAUCUCCUCUCCCUCUUUCCAGCUCCACAUCGCUGCAGCGAAUGAGCGUCCUGUCCUAAUCUCCUCUCCCUCUUUCCAGCUCCACAUCGCUGCAGCGAAUGAGCGUCCUGUCCUAAUCUCCUCUCCCUCUUUCCAGCUCCACAUCGCUGCAGCGAAUGAGCGUCCUGUCCUAAUCUCCUCUCCCUCUUUCCAGCUCCACAUCGCUGCAGCGAAUGAGCGUCCUGUCCUAAUCUCCUCUCCCUCUUUCCAGCUCCACAUCGCUGCAGCGAAUGAGCGUCGUGUCCUAAUCUCCUCUCCCUCUUUCCAGCUCCACAUCGCUGCAGCAAAUGGUUACAUCCAGGCUGCAGAACUCCUCUUGGAGCAUGGAGCCCGGGUGAAUAUCAGAGACUUUGACGGUUGGCUGCCACUCCAUGCUGCAGCCUGCUGGGGGCAGAUACAGGUGGCUGAGUUGUUGGUUUCCCAUGGAGCCAGUCUGAAUGCCAAAACCUACCUGGAUGAGACUCCUAUUGACCUGUGUGAGAAUGAGGAGUUCAAAGCCAUGCUCCUGGACCUGAAGCACAAGCAUGACAUCAUCAUGAAGUCCCAGCUCACACACAAGACUUCCCUGUGUAGGAGGACCUCCAGUGCAGGCAGCCGGGGGAAGGUGGUGCGCAGGGCCAGCGUUUCCGAUCUCAACAAUCUAUACAGAAAGGAGUACGAGACCGAGGCCAUCGUGUGGCUGGGGGGGAAGAAGCCGGAGGAGAGGGAGGAGGAUGAACGGGAGAGAGAGUCCGAUCAAGAGAACCCCGUUCCGCAGAAAGCAACACCAGAGAAGACCCCCAAACCAGCCAAGGAGCAGAAACCCACUGGCAGCACUCCGAACGGGAAGAUCUCCUUAUCCAGCACCUCCACACACCCCCCUUGCAAUGGAGAUGCCCCCAGGAGCCCCUCGACCCCAGAGCCCCCCAGCUCCCUUACAGACCCCUGGGCUGCCUACAACGAGCGGAGCCACCAGACCCUGGCGGAGCUGAAGAGGCAGAGAGCCGCCACCAAGCUGCUCAGUCACCCGCUGCUCAACGGUCACCUAGCCAAUGGGACUAGCCCGGCUGAGUCACGCCUGACCCUGGUCUCCUCCAACGGGAGCUCGGUUUAUUACACAGUGACCAGCGGGGACCCGCCCCUUCUGAGACUCAAGCAACCAGUGGAGGAGGUCAAUGUGAAGGCGCAGGGCUGCUGUACCAUUUCGUAGUGGUCAGCUUGCAGGUCAUCGUCUGGUCAUUCUCCUUAAAGAGCACUGCAGCUUUGAGGAUGGGUAGUUGAUAUGAGCUGAGGUCAAAACGCCUAGUGACCACCACAAACCUGCUGUCUGUCACUGGGGUGAUAUGUAGAGCACAGGGAUUCCUUUACUUCAUUCUCAGCUUUGGUGAGCUUUCAAAGCACAAAACGUGCCAAUGAAUUCAAUUAUUCAUAGAGCAGCAGGUCUGAGAAACCAAAGGAUUUACAGACGCAGAGAUAAAACCAAGCUUUACCUGAUCUGAAUCCCAGCUAGAAGCCAAAUAUACAUUUAUUGUCUGUGCUUCGGAAAUUAUGUAUUAAGCAAAAAAUAAUCCUGAUGUGACUGGAAACAGCAAUGGCCUGAAAAUGUUAAAUGUUGAAGCUUGAUCUUUAUCUCUUUCAACCACGCAGGCCGAGCUAUUGGUGCUUGCUGCCAUGACAACAGCAGGUAGGCUGGGAGUAAAGGUCUCAGACACUGGCAGAGAACCUGAGCUGGCACUCUAGCCGCUGAGCCACGUGUCUAUAUUGUAAAUCUUACUGUACAAAGCUGUAAAUAUGUUCUUUUUUAAUGUAAAUGCUUAAAUUAUCUGUAGUUUACCACAGCUGACAAUAUUUUCAAUCUAUAUUUGUAUAAAUAUUUUGUAAAUAUAUCUGUAUCUAGACAGUGUCAGGUCAGUAGUGCAGUUCUGCCUUCAUUCAGAUUAGGUGAAAGCCCCCCUCCUAGCCCUGAAGCACAGAAAGUCAGUGUUACCAUGCUGCACUAUCGCAAAUAGGUACCGCACUGCACAGAACUGUAUUUACUCCGGCAUACGCUAGGCUAAGCCAGUGAGCUCUUAUUAAAUUACAAUGCUUCUCUUCAUCAGUACUCUUAGAGAUGUGUAAGAGGUGCAGCGUUAUACAGAUCCAAUGUUAUCUACAGAACUGGUCAGCUACCCCCUGCUGUUACAGCUGAGGGACGCCCAUCAUCAUGCAUGGACAAUGUGUCCUCUGUGACCAUGGACAACUGACUGCACGUCUUCACUAACAAAAGUGAAUUGACCCAUUAGGGGAGCAAGGACGACCCUGCAUUUCUCAUGAUAUGCGAGUGGUUGGGGUUCUGUUGGAACUGCAGACAAACCGUGGUCACAGAUCAAAAGGGACAGCCACAGGGAUAAGCAGGAACAACAUCUGUGUGGUGGAGAAAGUAAGUUAGAUGCUGUGUUUGAGCCUCAUCUUGUAAGGCGGUUCAGUUUGUGUUUCAUAAACCACAGGCGCAUACCAGCUACCCUCUUUCUUUCAAGGAAUCCACAUUCCAUUCCAGAACAUUCUGUCAGUUCUAAAGACAAUGCAGAGAACGCUGGAAUUAGGAGACAUUCCAGGGCAUCUUAACCAAGAAGGGCCAUGAGGAGGAGCAGCUAUAUUGCAACUGAGUAGUGUAAUACAAAGCACUGGUAGGUUCAUCGUUGACAGUGCCAUAGCAGGUAAUUACUGUACAAUGAUUAGUCAAUGUGCUUUCACCCAGAUUUCACAUCAUGACUGAUGUCAAGGUAUUGUGAGGGUUGCUGCUUCCAGAGACAGUCUAUCCUGGUAUUUGUGCACUCUGGUAUGUGAUCGUGACAGAGAGGAGUUGGAAUUCUCUAAAGAAAAGUAAAAAAAAAAAAAGGACAACUACUGAUUUUGUAAGUACUGAGAAAUAUUGAUGGUUGUGUCAACAGAUUUUAAAUAAAUUGUAUAUUUUGUUCCGA